UCUCUCUCUCUCCCCUCUCUCUCUUCCAUACACACACGCCUCCCCAUCAGCUCCUCCAAGUGUCUAAUACACUGGAAAAUCAAAGCGCGAGCCUCCCCGUUCACUCACCACUGGUGUUGCGCGUGGAGCACAACAGAGAGAAGGAGAGAUGCUUUCCUCUCUUGUCCCUUCAGUUUAACUAUCAAGGAAAGUUAUCCUCACACAAAGGUGCUACAACCUUUCAUGUGAGCAUUUUUUUAAUCAGUAUUUGGGACAGACUGAGUGUUUUUAUGCACUUUUCAGCAGCGCAGCUGAGCGAGGCGGGAGAUGUCUGGGUGAGGUGAUUUUACGCACGCAGCUGAGAUGGAUCACAGACUCUCCAGAGGCAGUUGGGUGUCGGUAACCGGGCUUGUCAUAUGUCUGCUGCUAUGUGCCUGUGUAGUGGACCUGGUUCUUGCACAAAUUCGUUACUCCAUCCCUGAAGAACUGGAGCAUGGAGCUUUCGUGGGCAACAUCGCAGAAGACUUGGGCUUGGAUGUGGCCAAGCUGUCAGCCCGUCGGUUUCGUAUAGUCUCCGGCGCAAAGAAGCAGUAUUUAGAGGUGAACUUGGAGAAUGGCAUCCUUUUUGUCAACGAAAAGAUGGACAGAGAGGAGCUGUGUGAACGAAGCCCGAGCUGCUUUUUACACCUACAAGUGGUCAUUGAAAACCCUUUAGAGUUGUACAGAGUUGAAGUGGAGAUUUUAGAUGUAAAUGAUAACUCCCCCAGUUUCCCUUGGAGUGAGUUUAAUCUUGACAUCACGGAGUCGGCUGCCCCCGGCUCCCGUUUCCCGUUAGAGAGCGCACAGGACCAGGACGUGGGCACCAACUCUCUGCGCUCCUACCAGCUGAGCGCAAAUGAGCACUUCGUGCUGAAUAUCCAGACGCGCAAUGAUGGAAGCAAGUUUGCUGAGCUCGUGCUGGACACCCCGCUGGACCGAGAGCAGCAGAAAAAGCACGAAAUGGUUCUCACUGCCUUUGACGGAGGGUCACCUGAACGUUCUGGGACAGCACUGAUAACUAUCACGGUGUUAGACGCGAACGAUAACGUGCCCGUGUUCGACCGCUCAGUUUACAGAGCGAGUCUGGUGGAGAACGCGCCGAGGGGGACGCAGGUGCUGAAGCUGAACGCCACAGACUUGGAUGAGGGCUCCAACGGUGAGGUAACCUACGCGUUCAGCGGGCACGCACCUCUUAAGGUGCGAGAACUGUUCAAUGUGGACCCGUACACAGGUGAAAUCCGAGUGAAAGGCGUGGUGGACUACGAGAAAGCCAGUGUUUAUGAACUGUAUGUGCAGGCAAAAGACAGGGGACCCUCUGCUGUGGCAGUCCACAGUAAAGUGCUGGUGGACAUCCUGGAUGUGAAUGACAACGCACCUGAGGUCAUCCUCACGUCAGUGUCCACCCCUGUGCAGGAGGACGCGCCACCGGGCACGGUUAUAGCUGUCAUCAGUGUCAUGGACCGGGACUCGGGAGAAAACGGGAACGUGGACUGCCAAAUACCGAGCAACGUCCCCUUCCAACUCCACUCAUCUUUUAAAAACUAUUACACUUUGGUGACGAGCGAGUUUCUGGACAGAGAAGCGGUGUCCGAGUACAACAUCACCCUCACGGCGCGAGACCUGGGCUCUCCUUCGCUUUCCACCAGGAAAACCAUCCUCGUACAAGUGUCUGACAUUAAUGACAACCCCCCACGGUUCUCCCAACCUUCAUACACUGUUUAUGUGACCGAGAAUAAUGCCCCCGGCGCUUCCAUUUGCUCCGUGACUGCAUUCGACCCCGAUUCUAACCAGAACGCCUAUCUGUCUUAUUCUAUUCUCGAGGGUCAGAUUCAGGGCAUGCCCGUGUCCACUUAUGUCUCAAUCAACUCCGAUAAUGGUAACAUCUACGCACUACGCUCCUUCGAUUAUGAGCAACUCCGAAACUUUCAGAUUCUGGUUCAGGCGCAGGACGCUGGUUUCCCUCCUCUCGCCAGUAAUGUCACAGUAAAUGUCUUUGUCUUGGACCAGAAUGACAACGCGCCGAUUAUCGUGUCCCCGCUGCCCAAAAACGGCACCGUGGCAGCAGAGGUGGUUCCGCGCUCCGUGGACGCUGGGUAUCUAGUGACCAAAAUAACUGCGUUAGACGCGGACGCAGGGCAGAACUCCCGGCUGUCAUAUCAAGUGUUACAGGCGACGGAUCCCGGACUGUUUAGCGUGGCUCUGUACACGGGUGAAAUCAGGACUAUUCGCCGGUUAGUGGAAAAAGACGCUACAAGACAGAGGUUGGUAAUAUUAGUCAAGGACAACGGGCAGCCGCCGCUCUCCGCCACUGUCUCAAUUGUCCUCACAGUGGUAGACAGCGUGCCCGAGUCCCUGUCAGAUUUCGGAGAUCUCACACUCAGCCCACAACCCCCCUCCAACCUCGCAAUCUACUUGAUCGUGUCACUGAGCACAAUAUCUUUGAUAUUCCUGGUGGCAAUUAUCGUGCUGGCUGCGGUUAAGUGCUACAAGGACAGGGAGACCAUCAGCGGGUAUAAUCUCCCCCCAUUCGCCUGCUGCUGUUGCGGGGGGUUUCAGCCCGAUCCGCCUCCGGAGGUGUUCAAAAAGUCGAACCUCAACCUGCAGAUUUCCUCCGCCGCCAAAGUGCCAACAAACUGUAUGGAGGUGAAUGGAAACAGCAGCCUCUCUCAGUCAUAUUGUUACAAAGUGUGCCUGACUCCCGAAUCAGCCAAAAGUGACUUUAUGUUUCUGAAGCCAUGCAGCCCCGGCAGCACACCGAGGAACAACGAGGCGAAGAGCGCGGAAAACUCGUGGAACGCGCAGAGCAGGAGCGCAUCUGUGAACAACGGAGCAACUACUCCCAGCGAGGUACAGUGAGAUCAGCAUACAGUAUAAGACAAGAAAGAAAAUACUGCUCAUUCGAAUGAGCCUGUUUCACCCACUGUCACAGAAAAAUUCAUCUUAAUUCACCUCCUGAUCAGAAUCUAGACUCUGACAUUGCCUCAUUGAAGGUCAAAUCACUCAUCACGCCAGGCUGAUUUGAAGUCAACUUGAGAGCAAAAGACAGAGCUCUCAGUCUCCACACAGUAUGUGUUGUCCCACCUGUUUUUAUAAUCACGACAACAAUUAAUCCUCUUAAUGCCACCUCAAGUUAUGUUCGGCACACGGGAAACGAAGCGAGACGAUGUGAGAUUAAUUUUUAAUUGACAUGUUAAUGAAAGUGUUAAACCCUGUCUCGCAGGGAGCAUAUGCUGUGCGCAUAGCGUGUCUGAUCAUCUGUAUACUGAAAUGAGAUAUCAAUUACUGUGUGAGAGGAGGAGAGGUGCAAGCUGACUUCUCUAUUAGCCGAAGUGACAUUUCCAUGUGUCAUCACAACACAUUUCACAGAUAUAAAAAAAAACCCUGCAACUUCUUUUGAGAUGGAAUAACACGACUUGUUUUGUUGUAGUUUUUGACCUACAUCAUCCAGUGUCAUUACGACACCCUUGAGAACACGCACACACCCACACACACACCUGAGUUUGAACAAACAGCAAGGUUAUAACGAAUAGGGCGAACGCCACCAUUAAUACAUCUGUCCUGAUUUCAGACGAUCGUUCUUCGACCACUGAGAUUCACGACGCGCCUCCUUGUUCUCAAACUAACAAUACAGGACAGAUAACCUCUCUAACUAUGCCUCAAGGGCAUACGCGCGGCCGGACCAUUAUAUUACACACAAUGUAGCGUGCUCGCAAGGGAGGCUGUCUAUUAUUGAUGAAAAAUGGCAAAUAGCCGCUUUUGGGGAGUCAGGGGAAGAGGACACUGGGAGGAGAGGGGGCAGGGGGGCGCAAGGACAUGGCUGGACUGAGACGUGGGACGCCUGUAGAUCGGAGAGAGAGAGAGAGAGAGAGAGAGAGAGAGAGAGAGAGAGAGAGAGAGAGAGGCUUCAUAUUUGUUGAGCAAGGGAGUGGAGAGAGGAGGGGUGAAAUAGAAGUAUUCAGGGAGGAAGGAGACAGGAGAAAGGGAGUUUAUGGAGGCAGGAUGACUACACUCGUGUUUUCUACUUCUAAUAAAUCGGUUCGCAGCGCUCCUUUAUUUUGUAAUUAAAAACGCAGAGGGACAAAGACCCCUGAUACCAGACUCCACCAGUCAAGACUGUCAAAUGUCACCUCGGUCACUGGCACACACACCUCUGGCCACAAGAGGCAUUUCGAGGUCACGGGGAUUGUUCUGCCUGCAGCUACGCUCCUUCAGGAGACAGCGUCCUUCAUUCCUUCUUUCCUUCCUUCCUUCCUUUCUUCUAUCCUCCUUCCGUGCUGUUAAUUGGUGUCCCUCUGCGUGAAGACCUCGCGAGGUCGUCAGUGACACAUUUUAUCUGAAAGGCAAAUCACCAGGAAACUACUUAAGCGCGUCGCAGGCCUGCUAAUGAGUUGAAGGUGAAAGGGAGGGUUGAACACAUGUUCAGGCGCGUAAAGACACGCAGGACAGGUGCGUGCACGUGAACGCGUGGAAGUGCGUGUUCGAGUCUCUUGAUUUGUGCAUAUACAGCUGCGAGGAGCGUAAACUUUUCAAGGUUUUCUCUGAGACUUUUAAUUAAAAACCUUGCUCGAGGAGCGUCAGGCAAAUAUUAAUGUAAAAUGAUGCAUAAAAUCCACAAAACAAUGACGUGUGUAAUUUCUUAAUUUCCUCCCUGGCACGGUUUCCUUUGAAGAUUAAAAUCAUGUUUCGUUUCAUCCCGGUGGGGUUCUAAUUGGUUUUGUGCCUACUUGGCAAGGGGUGUAUUUUGAAUACCGAUUUCAAUAAUACGCUUACCUCGCAUUCUCCUUGUUAACAGUUUCAAGUGAAUUAAUAGAGCGUGGAAUCUAUACUGUGAGUCUCAGACGUGGAAUAAAUAUCACGCGGGUGCUCCCCAUCACCCCUCCCUCUGCGCUACAGUGGAUAAAAGCAAAACUAAGUGACAGGCGAGCCGUAGCUGAAGGCAAGAGCACCUCUGCUCAUAAAGAUGAUGUUCUUCAAAAUAUCCACAGGGUGGCAGUCACGAUCCAUGUGACAGUGCCCGUGUCUCCAUUUCAGGACGAAUACAAAGAUAGACUGCUUCUCAUGUCAAUUAUGUCUGACCUCUACUGAUUCAAGAGGACGAAAUGAACAGACGGUGUUUUUCUCUGAGACUCUCUUGACAGACAUUUUCGCCAACAGACCUUGACAGUGACAGUACACUUCUGUUUGUCUCUCCAUGUUUUGAAAAUCAUUUCUAUGAAGCCAAAAAUUUAAUUCUAUCUUGUUUGUUUUUGUCCUCCAGUUGAAGCAGCCAAACACAGACUGGACUCUUACAAAGAACCAGAACUCCUCUAUUAAAAGGUAUCAUUUCUAACCUCACUCUUUCAUCAAUAUUUCAUUAGUUUGAAGAUUAACGUCAAAGAUCUGUUUUAAAAAAAGUCAUCAUGCUCCUGUGUUUUUCUUGCAGUUAUAAUUCUAUCAACAUGGAUGGCACCCUCAUGCGUAAGGCCAUGCAUGCGGACCCAGAAAACUAUGUUACCUCUAUGGCACCCGGACAGUACUGGACCUGGGGGACUCACAUGAGAGGCAUGAAAGGUAAGAGAUACUAACUUACUUACUGCGCUCAUGAUAUACAUUUAGAGCUUGUCCAACACCCAAACAUCAUUUCUGCAUUUGAGAGGACAGUUAGUAUCCUCAGGUAUUUUGUUGGUGAGAUUUUGCCAUAUCAACAUUAUUAUUCUAUUUUAUUUUUUAUUGUCAAAGUCAUUUUGUACCUUUCGCCUUUUGACAUUUAAGUGUAACAAACCCACUGUUCAAAUACAAACAGUACAGCAGCAUCACUAGGUCAAUACUGAAUAAUCAAGUAGUUUCCUCUCCUCUCCUGUCCUUCUCGUCUCUGUCACACUACAGAUUAUAAGAUGUCUCCGUCCACGAGUGGGGUCCCCCCUCGCCCUUGGACUCCUCGCUGCACGCCUCCUCCCCAACAGCAGCAGCCCUCCAUCCCUCCUCACCCUCACCCACACCCACCACCAGACUAUCACCACAAUAUGUACAUCCCCGGGACCCCAUCGGGCUUUUGCACCCUGAGGCCAGCAGUGCAGCGAAGUGAGCUGGAUGUCCACAACUCCUUCUCCACUUUUGGCAAGAAGCGACGACUUCAGAUGUCCCCGCAGGGAGAGGCUGCGAUUAUAAAUAAUGACCUGUACAAUGACUGACGUAUCAAUGACUGUCAGAAAGGACGAUCAUUAUGAUGAAAAUUGGAUCUCAACACGGAGGAAGAGACCAUUCGAUAGAUAUAAAGAACAUUUGUUUUGGGUGAACUGAUUAAAAACAGAGGAUGAGCAAUUUAUAGAGUAAGAGACGUAUUGAAUGAACAGUUUAUUUAGGCCCAAAUGAUGGGAAAUGGAGUCUUAUGUCAACUUCUGUGUCACGCCACUUGAUCAAGGCCAAUAUAUGUGUCUGCCUAGUAAUAUUGUUGCUCUUAUUAUCAUAUUAUUAUUUAGACAAUCAGACUGGUGCAGCAGUUACAUCCAUGUUUUGAAAAAGCAUUGGUGGUCAAUCAUUUUGCACAUCUUUUUCAAUUUAUGUUUCAUGUUUUAUGAAGAGAAAAAGUCUUUUUCUUUUGUAUGUUUUCUUUUUUCUUUCUGACAAAGCUUGUGUGAAUAUGACAAAUUGUGUGAUAAUGUAUAUGCAAGCUGCAACAUGAUGCAGAUAACUGUAAAGGCUGGGGGAUUGACCCUACACAUGUACUGUAUACAUUUAUGAGAAUAAAGUAUUUUUUUCAUA
This is a messenger RNA of Xyrichtys novacula (pearly razorfish), 6759 nucleotides long. Lineage: Eukaryota; Metazoa; Chordata; Actinopteri; Labriformes; Labridae. The record is from the annotation of a GenBank genome assembly.